AUGGUAAACUAUGGAGACAGUUUGACAUCGUCACUAAGUAGAUUGAAUACAAGUCGUAUUAGUUUACCGAAUGAGGAUGAUGAUGAAGUGGAUGCUCUUGAGGAUCAUGAGAGUUUCGAUGACACUUAUAGCGAGUACUAUGAUGAGAUCGAAGGCGCAAGGCCAAUCGAUUCAACUGGUCAACAACAACAACAACAAACAUCAUCAUUCCCAAAGUUCAUUAUAUUUGAACCUUAUGAUGAUGUAUCAUCAACAUCAACAUCAUCCGAACAGCAACAACAACAACAACAACAACAACAUCAGGACUUCACAUCACCUUCACACAAAAGAGUUAUAACUAGACCAAUACCAACUGGAUUCCAAUCGAAUGAAGAAAGACUGCGAUUCAAGUCAAUGGUUAGGGAGGAGUUGACAUGUCUGGAACAAAAGGCAACGGCAAUCUCUGGCGAUCAGGAGAUUUAUGGCUUUUGCGAGUGCUCGUUGCUGUCUAAUCACAUGACCACUGGCAACAUGAUAAUCACCUCGCAGGAGCUGUGCUUCAUGCCCAAGGAACAAUCACACACUGGCUACGCGAUGGAGAACUAUCUUAAUAUGAAGGGCGACUUCUUUUGGCGCAAGCACUGGUUCGUGCUCAAUCACGACUCGCUGUCAUGGUACCGCACGUCCGACGCGAAGGAGACCUACUAUCCCAACGGCGUCAUACCUUUGCGCAACAUCACCUCUAUUCAUAAGCUGCCACAAACUGCCUCGCGCCCCUUCUGUCUGGAGAUUGGCACUGACUCGCAGAUCUACGUUCUCGAAGCCGACUCGGAGGUCCAGGUCGACCUGUGGUUCAACGAGAUUGGACGCAUGCAAAAGAACCUCACACUAAUCAUCUCCAUGGCGGACAUUGUCAAUAUUGAGAUGGAUGUCGAGGCCGCCAUGUUCUAUGACUCGAUCUACAUCACAACCAAGCGUGGCGAGAACUUCAUCAUCACGCCCGUCUCCAACCCAGAAGAGGUCUUCAACCUGUUGCAAUACAUCUGGAGUCCAACCUUGACCUCACAUCACAGCGACAGUCUAUCCUCAUCCUUCAAGCUACAGACAAUCGAGUUCCAAAAGAUAUUCAGAUUGAACAAUCAACGUGUUCACAUCAUUGCACACAAGACAUGCCUGUUGUUCAAUGAUGACCUGUCCUAUGAGGGCAAUAUAUAUCUUACGGAUGAUGGACUUUACUUUAGCUCACAGGGUGGCGAGGAUUCGGUUGUGUUGAUCAUCCCUGCGACGGAUAUCACCUCGAUAUCAAUUGAUCCACGCGAGGCUGACUCACCAGAAGCCAUCAAGGUGAUCACAAAGGACUACGAGGUGUUCAACUUUGACCUGAUCGAGGACCACGAACGAUUCUACGACAACACCAUCGAAGCAUUCACCAAGAUCAAUCAAUCAAUCGCACACAGCAAGCAUGGACUGGCUUCACCAACAGAGUCCGCGCCAGUUGAGUCCGCGAAGAAGGUUGGACGUUGGCGUACAUUGACCAGUUUCAUCCCCGUCAUCCCCAAGUCAUUGCCACUUCCAAUCUUUAGAUCAAGGUCCAACAGCAACUUGCUUUCGCCACACACUACUACGCCUCAGAGUGGCAGCACGAGCACAUCGCCAUUGAUGGCAAGUGCGCCAUCUCCAUCGCUGUCAUCCUCCGAGGCCGACAAGACAAUACUAAUUCAAAAGCAGUUGCAACCCAACCUCAUCUCCAAGCUUCACAACGACUUCCCCUCGCUGCCACUCAACGAGAAGAUAGUCAGUCAUCAAUCCUGCACAUUAUACUACUCCUCCACCAACACCUUUGUCGAAGGUCACAUCUUUGUCACCAAGUCCUACAUUGCAUUCUCACCAAACAACAACUACAAUCAAGACACAACUAGUGGAGAUAAGGAUGGAUCCAAAUCCAAGCAUAUGAAGGCUUUGAUACCAUUUGAAGAUGUGGUCAGCGUGAAGAAGGAGCGAUCAGUGGUCUUCUAUCAUUGUAUCAAGGUGAUCACCAGCGAUCACAAGUGGAUCUUUGGUUCCAUCCAGAACUUCUAUGGCCUCUACCAACUGUUGGUGGACACUCACAACAAUGUCAGUGCCAACAAAGAGGAAGGUAUAUUCACGCCAUCCGAGGCAGUCAAGAUCAAGCAUCAACUAGGCCUACCAACUGAUGAACCACUGAUCACAUGGUACAACUGUACAAACUUUAGAGGAGCACAACUCAAAUAUGGAGUGUUGUACAUUACAAAGCACUUUGUAUGCUUUAGAUCAAAGUUUGGUAUUCAACGCAGGACUAUUGUUAUUCCGUUUAACAGUGUCACUCAGAUACAGAGACACUCGACAUUGAUCCCCAAUGCACUCAAGAUCACUACACAUGAGCAAGACAUUGUCUUCUCGUCAUUCUUGCAUCGUGGACAGGUCUACAAUCUGUUACUUGAUCAAUGGAAGAAGAAUAAGGCGGUGCAUGCGACAGCCCCCGCCACCUCACAAUUGCGCACAGCCGUGUCUGGAAGCAAUGAGUUGCCAAUGGCGGCUCCACUGACCCCGCAGAUACCCUCACCCGAGACCAUCACUCCAAUACCGACAAGGUUCAUGAGGAUCACCAUCUUGACGAUUGGAUCGCGUGGAGACAUCCAACCAUAUCUUGCAUUGGCCAAGGCGAUGAAGACGUUUGGACAUCAAGUGACACUGGCCUCACACGAGCUAUAUCGCGACCUCGUAACAAAAGACUUUGGCCUCAACUUCCGUCCAUUGAGUGGCGAUCCCAAGGAGUUGAUGGACCUGUGCGUGCGCAACGGUAUCUUCACUCCCAAGUUCAUCAAGGAGGCGCUGUCGAGGUUCAGACAAUUCAUUGACGACCUGCUCAGGAGCUGCACAGAGGCUAGUCAUGACGCAGAGGCACUGAUCGCCACGCCAGGAUGCUUUGCUGGUCCACACAUUGCCCAGGCGCUGCAAAUACCCUUCUUCCACUCAUUCACGAUGCCAUUCCACAGGACCAGGAUGUACCCUAAUCCUUUCGCUCCAUUUGCCUCUUCACAACUUGGUGGGGUGUUCAACCUUGCCACGCACAUAAUGAUGGAGAAGAUUCUCUGGCAGCCAGUGAGUGGACAGAUCAACCAGUGGCGUACAGAGGUUCUCAAGCUACCUGCAUGGAACUCCUCGGUGGCCAUCACCGAGACCUACAGGAUACCCUACCUCUAUUGCUACAGCAAGCAUCUGGUGCCCAAGCCAAUUGAUUGGGGCGGAGAGGUCUCUUUGACAGGCUACUGGUUCCUGCCAGAGACCAACGACAAGGCCCCACCCGAGACACUGGUCACAUUCCUGGACCAAGGCUCACCACCAAUCUACAUUGGAUUCGGUAGUAUCGUCAUUGAGGACCCUGAUGCCAUGUCAUUGAUCAUCGCAGAGGCAGUCAAAUUGGUUGGACGCCGAGCAAUCAUCUCACAGGGCUGGGGUGGUCUCAAGCUAUCUGGUGACAAGUACCAAGACAUCUACCUGCUCGACCAGCCAGUGUCCCACUCAUGGCUAUUUGAAAAGGUGUCGAUGGUGGUCCACCAUGGUGGCGCAGGUACCACCGCCCAAGGCAUACUCAGUGGCAAGCCAACACUGAUCGUUCCAUUCUUUGGCGACCAGUUCUUCUGGGGCGAGCGCAUUCAAGAGGUUGGCAUUGGCAAGGCGCUGUCGAGCAAGGAGCUCUCUGCCAAGUCGAUGUCUAACGCCAUCCUAUCAGUGAUCGACGAUACAGACGUGGUAUCACGCGUCAAACUACUAUCAACCAAACUGCGCGAUGAGAAUGGACUGAAGAAUGCACUGGACUCAUUCCAUCGAUAUGUCGGAGCGUCCUACAUCCCUCCCACCAAGAUCCCGAUUGGAUCGGUGUCCAACUGCGCCAACUGCAAGCAGACGUUUGGUCUGCUCAACCAGAUGGUGUCACCUCUUCUCCAGACCAGGUUCAACUGCUCCAACUGCGGCAAGGUGUUCUGUGAGAAGUGUGCCAGCAACAAAGUGCCCCUUCCCAAAUUCAGAAUGAACAGUCCGACCAGAGUGUGUGAUCCAUGUCUCCAGUCCUUGAACGUCGCGCAAGGCAUCAGUCCACAUCGCCAAAGCAUCGAUCACAGUCUGCCUGUGAUUGUUGGACAACACCAAUGA
This is a messenger RNA of Acytostelium subglobosum LB1, 4152 nucleotides long. RefSeq lists its product as hypothetical. The transcript is spliced from 4 exons. NCBI's taxonomy places the organism in Eukaryota, Evosea, Eumycetozoa, Acytosteliales, Acytosteliaceae. Bases 1 to 4152 code for a protein of 1383 amino acids. Gene Ontology annotation, molecular function: hexosyltransferase activity; UDP-glycosyltransferase activity; metal ion binding. Gene Ontology annotation, biological process: carbohydrate metabolic process. The record is from RefSeq and is a predicted model, not a curated record.